ACAAACUGGUCACACUACACUGCGAUUUUGGUUGAUGUUUUGUUAUUAUAAACCAUUUUCAAUAAAAAUAAAGCAGUAAUCAAAAACACAUACAGUUCCUGUGCAUUGUCAGCUAUAAGAAAACAACCUUCUACCCGAGAAACAAUACUCCUCGAGCCGAUUCUACUAUUAUUAAUAAGAAGCUAAGUGAAGUUUAUUCGAAAUGGAACCACGGGAAACCAUUCUAUACACACCAGAAGAGAUUGUCGAGCAAACGGAGUGUCCCGCCUGUGGAAUAAAUAUGACCUCCAUGAAAAAGCCCUUUAGCCACGCCAAGAAAUGCUUCAGCAUCAGGCGACCGGGUCCUGUGUACAGGAUUUUCGGCUACGUGGAGUGCCAAUGUGGUUUGCUCAUUCAUGACGGAUCAAAAGCUCAAAAACUACAUAUUUGCGUGGGUAAAAUUCCCCCGUAUGAUCCUCGUGUGCAGAAGUCUGCCUCCCCGCCAACUAUUGUGCCACUGCCACCGGAACCAGAGCCCGCGCCAGCGAAACUGGAGCCUGUACAGCUACUCAACCACAAGACCCCGCAACCACAGAGAAAAAAGUGGAUACGCAACUUUACCUCUCCCAUCAAGCAGGAACUAGAUGAUAUUAAAUCGGUGGCGCUGCCCCGCGUUCAUAAACCUAAACUCAAAUCCGUCACGAGAGUUCGCAACUUCGACAUGCCAUCCAGAGCUCCAUCGAACGAAGUCAGUGUUUAUUCCAUAAUUCGAGAGGAUGAAUCUAUCUCGAUUACGGGCGGAUUACUUCGAAGAGUUAACCACGGAACUAAGGAGAACAUCUUUAUCAAAAAGCAUUCCUUGCGACUUCCAGCGAUAAAGAAAAGCUGAAAAUCAUGAACUGAAACUAAAAUUAAAGCAUCUAAAUUUUAGGCUUAAAGAAAAUCGGGUUAAGGCUUAUCCUCACCUUUGAUUAUCGAAAAACAAUACUAAUUAGUAUAGUUUUAAUCUCGAUUCCAAAAAAUAUGGGGAAACGGCCCUAAACAAGUACAUAUACUAUUUACCUAAUGUU
This is a messenger RNA of Drosophila serrata, 1049 nucleotides long. RefSeq lists its product as uncharacterized. The record is from RefSeq and is a predicted model, not a curated record. NCBI's taxonomy places the organism in Eukaryota, Metazoa, Arthropoda, Insecta, Diptera, Drosophilidae.